Ciona intestinalis (vase tunicate) is the source of this 1121-nucleotide messenger RNA. The record is from RefSeq and is a predicted model, not a curated record. Lineage: Eukaryota; Metazoa; Chordata; Ascidiacea; Phlebobranchia; Cionidae.
AGUCUGUGUUGCUGUUUUACGUUAAUUUUUUGAUGGUAUUUAAAAGAGAACAUUAAUUUCAAAACGUGCAUUAAUUUCGUAACUGAUUUAGAUCGUUUUUGUUAUUUGGUUUCGGUUUAAUAAGAACUUCUGGGAAAAUGAUGAAUGCUGCCAGCAAAGCAUCUGUCUAUGUUCCACAAUUGGUUCAGGUUCGGCAUUCAUCUGGAAAAUUGAAGGAACUUGGCAUCAGGUUGAAGGCGAUCAAGAAUAUCCAGAAGAUCACAAAAACUAUGAAGAUGAUUUCAGCUGCAAAGUUUGCACAAGCUUCCAAAGCAAUUAUCCCCGCAAGAGCUUAUGGAGUUGGAGCAUUGGCUGUUUAUGACAAAGCAAAGAUUGAGAGCGAGGCUCGACCCAAGCAGGUUUACAUCGGAGUAUCAUCCGAUCGAGGUUUAUGUGGAGCCCUGCAUUCAAACAUUGGUCGUGCAUUAAAGUCUAAGUUCGAAGAACAACCAGAUAAUGUUGAAACCAAGGUUGUGACCGUUGGUGACAAAGUGAAAGUAUUUCUGCAAAGUGGGCUGUCAGAUUCCCUAUUACUUGAAUGCAAAGAGCUUGGACGCCUCCCACCAAGCUUCAAUGACUCAGCUGUUAUUGCUGAAGAUUUGUUGGAAUCUGGUUACGAGUUCCAACAAGGAGAAGUCUUCUAUAAUUGGUUCAAGUCGGCAAUGACUCAAAUCAUUAAACAACAACCUUUCUUCUCUGUGGAAGUCAUCAACCAAUCACCCACCAUUACGGUGUACGACUCCUUGGAUGAGGACGUAUUGAAAAGUUACCAAGAAUUUCAACUUGCCAAUACAUUGUAUUAUACAAUGAAGGAGAAUUAUACAAGUGAACAAGGUGCAAGGAUGAUAUCCAUGGACGGUGCUACUAAGAAUGCUGGUAUGAUAUAUCAACUUGUUAUAAUGAUCAACAGAAUGUCGUUGCUUUACAACGGAACUAGACAAGCCGUCAAGACAACAGAGCUGACUGAGAUCAUUUCUGGCGUUGCAGCUUUAGAAUAAAUAAAUUAUUUGGCUCCCAAAAGUUCAUUUGUUUCCAUGAAAAAUAAACCAUUUAUCGUUGAUGAAUAAAAUUUGUACCCGUGU